Lentinula edodes (shiitake mushroom) is the source of this 1310-nucleotide messenger RNA. Its product is annotated as ribosomal family S4e-domain-containing protein. The coding region runs from base 1 to 1011 and encodes 336 amino acids. Gene Ontology annotation, molecular function: structural constituent of ribosome; RNA binding. Gene Ontology annotation, biological process: translation. Lineage: Eukaryota; Fungi; Basidiomycota; Agaricomycetes; Agaricales; Omphalotaceae. Gene Ontology annotation, cellular component: ribosome; cytosolic small ribosomal subunit. The record is from RefSeq and is a predicted model, not a curated record. The transcript has 6 exons.
AUGUCAGAUUGGGACUCUAGCGCCGACUCAGCCAUCAUUGGCAAAAACUCGACGAUCACGAAUUGGAUAAGGAUAGGUAUGGAGAUCAGAUUCCUCUUCAAACGAGCGAUAAUUAUGAUUGGUCCAAGGACGAUAGAGCACACCUCCGAUGGGAAAAAACUUGGCCUUCAUUUCAAGACCCUUCGCGCAACCCCGCAAGUCCAAGCAAAAGACGAUACCAAUAUGGCCCGAGGACCCAAAAAGCAUUUGAAGCGUCUCGCUGCACCUUCCUCAUGGAUGCUGGACAAGCUGAGCGGUACCUACGCUCCCCGUCCAUCUCCUGGUCCUCACAAACUUCGUGAAUGUCUACCUCUCACAGUUUUUCUUCGAAACCGUCUAAAAUAUGCCUUGACUGGCCGUGAGGUCACCUCAAUCGUCAUGCAGCGCUUGAUCAAAAUCGACGGAAAGGUCCGAACUGAUCCCACCUAUCCUGCUGGUUUUAUGGAUGUCAUAUCUAUUGAAAAGUCAGGAGAACAUUUCCGUCUCUUAUACGACGUCAAAGGUCGAUUUGCCAUUCACCGUAUAACCCCCGAGGAGGCCACAUAUAAGCUCCUCAAGGUUAAGAAGGUCGCGAUCGGUGCUCGCGGUGUUCCUCACGUUGUCACUCACGAUGGACGUACCAUCCGUUACCCCGAUCCCCUCAUCAAAGUUAACGAUACCAUCAAGUUCGACAUUGAGCAGGGAAAAAUCACCGAUUUUGUCAAGUUCGACACUGGUAAUCUUGUCAUGAUCACAGGCGGUCGUAACAUGGGUCGUGCAGGUGUCAUUGUGCACAGGGAGAAACACAUCGGGGACUGGGAUAUCGUGCACGUCAAGGACUCGUUGGACCGAACUUUUGCUACUCGUAUCUCCAACAUCUUUGUCAUCGGCGAGGGCAGCAAGCCAUGGAUAUCCCUUCCUAAGGGUAAGGGUACCAAGCUUACAAUUUCUGAGGAGAGAGAUCUUAGGAGAAAACGAGCCGCCGAGCAGUAAUUCCAUCCACCACUCCGGUAUCACUAUCUGUUGUCUUUCUAUGCAUCUAUGAUUGUAUGAUGGUCAGCCCAAGUUUCGAAACAUUCAUGUUAUCCAAGCUGUUCAAGACUGAGUCUUUUGCAUACCGGUCCUGAUAAAACGUGGGAUACUAAUCGAGUCGUGAUCCCCUAAGUACUUCAAAUACAGCAGUACUUAGGCAACAUCAUAAGUGACGACUGGGUAACGACGGAUGACUAUUAUGUAUACAUAGGUGAUUUUCCUGUAUAGGGUAUGGUUCUACAUACUUAUUGAACGGACAA